Molecule: messenger RNA, 2322 nt
Organism: Amoebophrya sp. A120
Lineage: Eukaryota; Dinophyceae; Syndiniales; Amoebophryaceae
Source: the annotation of a GenBank genome assembly
GAAAAACUGAUCUUCGUAGCGAAAUCUGUUCGGAGCCGUCUUUUCUAGUUGCAUCAAAUUUCGUGCUUUGCUUCUGGUCUGUCGGUUGUAGUUUUUGGUCCAGUUGAGUAGCAAAGUGAAUGAGUUUGAUGAUUUACAAGUACAAUCCAGUCGAUUUCCCUAGCACAAAUUGAUCAUGUCCAUUCGUUUGUCGGGCACUGCCUCCGACGCGGGGGAGUUUCAAAAUCUUUCCUCUUUCAUGGAAGACACGGCCUCUUCCCACCAGAGCGCCGGUUCGGAAUCCGCGGCUUCUUUGGCAGGCCAUCAACGUGCAGGGACGUCAACACUCAGGCCGUCAAAUCUGCUGCUCACGACGAACGUGCACGUCAAGGACGAGGUCAAGUUGCUGGAGGUAUCCAGGAAAAAACACCCAUCCCCAUCCAAUUUGUCAUGCAAAACAGGCAUAAAAUCCGCUAUUUGUCAUGCAAAAAAUGGAUGGCGAUGGGUGUUUUUUCCAGGAUAGGAGGAUCAGAUGUCGAAAUUGAAUCACGACGUGUCAAGGCACACCAGCCAGCAGCUGAAUCGGUCUGAGUUUGAAUUUCCGAACGGACGAACGGAAGAGUUUCAGCGACGCGCGCUUGCGUGCAUCAGCGAUGACGACGAAGAGGACGAGAUCACGCACGCUUUGCGGCCAAUCCAUGAAUUGCAUCUGCAGCUGGAGGACGAAGAGGACGAAGAUUCUGUCACAGCAGUAAACAAGAAUGUUAAAAAACCUAAACCAGCAGGCGAAUCCGGAGGAAAUAAAGGAGAACGUCGUGGGGUCGUUGAGCAAGCAUUUUUCGUGACGCAGCACCAGAAAGACGGGUAUAACCUGUUGGACAAUGCUUCCGACGCGGACGAACUCUGUGACGAACUGGAUUUUGACCUCCGGAGCAAACGACUUCUGGACUUUCAGUCGCAAGAGGGCCAUGUGGAUGACGACGACGACGAGGAUUUUCCUUUGCGGGAUAUUACCUCUGCAGGAACUACAGGAAAUCGUGCCGGACUGCUCCAUUUUGAUUUAGAAAAAAACGGCGGAAACGAGAAUGCGCCGAUGUCAGGAGGUCUACUGUCCGGCGAUGGUUCUUCGCACAACGGAAACAAUAACGUCUGGCAUGUGAACGUCGAUUCUCCGGGCUACGAUUUGAAGAAUUCCGUGGCGGUACCGUUGCGGCGCAUUUCCGAGGAAAUGAAAUCCCGAGUGAAGGAGUGGAAGUGUCCUGUCUGGCUCUCGGAGAUUUGUCACCACCUCCGGAAGCACUGGCGGGAACUCGCUUGCUUAGUGGUCGCACAGGUGGCCUUCUUCCUUCUGGUGCAUUUAGCAUUUCGUGCCUGGAACGGUGGUUCCAUUGCAGGAGAUAGUGGUUCGCCUGGGGUCGACGGCGAUCGCCAGGGCGGUUCCGGCGGACUGAACAAGCGCACGCUCGCUAGAAAGUGGACGCCGGUGGUCGGGCUGUAUGAGAUGGAGGCGUUACGCAGGAAGCUGCUCCUUGACGAGCAGGCCGGGCAGACGCCGGGCGACCUGGAGACGGCGAGUCGCGCGACCCUGCUGGAAUUCUAUGCGGCGUUUCGCAAUUUUGUAGACGGGAACAAGGACGUGCGCGACACCUUGACUUCCGUGGGACACGAAGAGGACCACGGGGCCAGCUUUUUCCUGGAUUCGCUGGCCAGCGGGAACCGCGUCACCAGCGGGCACAAGCACGCUAACGCGCGGUUCACGUGCUAUCUGGACUACCAGUGGAGUAAGCCGCUCUUCGAGUUACAGACCUGUCUGCGGUGCGCCAGCAGUGAAGAGAGCCUGCUGCUAGAAGCGACCUUGACGCGGGACCCAAAGCUGGGGAUCGCGAUGGAAUGGGCAACCACAGCGUCGACGACCAGCACGGCAGACGCCACCGCGGUGGCCAACGCCGGUAAUCAUGGUGCCCCGGCAACAAAAAUGGCGGACAUGGCCACUGCUCCGCACGUCUGGACAGACAAGCAGCGCAAAAGUCUUCCCUUCUGCCUUAGCCCGGCAACGGUGCCGGUGUGAUUCUACUUCUCAAGAACAGGAAUGCAUGAGUAGUACUAUCUAUUCGCUACUGUAUAUUUAUUAGUUGUGGAAUGCUACGAGGUCGUGGAUGAGGAAAAUAUAUAAGUCAAAGUAGAAUUACAUAGCCACAACCAAAUCUAAUGACCACAGCACGACCUUCCACCAGGAAAACAACCUAGAUUCCCCCGAUUUAUAUUAGUUGAACGUGCCCCCUGACUCGAGCUCGAGCGAACUGAAAAAUAACGAUUUGAAUGGUUUGACCGAAGUCCUUUUAU